AUGUCUUCAACAACAGACCCCAACCCCUCCGACUCCCGCCCGGCCUUCAUCCCCCUCGAAGCCAACCCCGAGCUCAUGACAACCCUCAUCCACAAACUCGGCGUCUCAAACGCCCUCGCAAUGCACGACGUCUACUCCCUCACCGACCCAGACCUGCUCGCCUUCAUACCCCGCCCCGCGCUCGCCCUGCUGCUCGUGUUCCCCGUUAGCGCCGUCUACGAGAGUCACCGCAUGGCUGAGGAUAGUCUGGCCGAUGAGUACAAGGGCAAGGGGGAUACCGAGCCGGUGCUCUGGUGGCCGCAGACAAUUAGGAAUGCCUGUGGACUGAUGGGGUUGCUGCAUGCUGUCUGCAAUGGAAAUGCUAGAAGUUUCAUCGAGGAGGAUUCUACGCUUGAUGUGUUGAUCAAAAAGAGUAUCCCUCUUGAUCCCCACGGCCGCGCAAAAGUCCUCGAAACAACACCCGAUCUCGCGACAGCGCAUAAAGAAGCCGCUACACAAGGCGACACGCCCGCGCCCGCUGCAGAAGACGACGUGGAGCUACACUACGUAUGCUUCGCCAAGGGCACAGACGGUGGACUAUGGGAACUCGACGGACGAAGAAAAGGACCUAUUCGACGCGGCGACCUAGAAGACAACGAGGAUGUGUUGAGUCCAAAGGGCUUGGCGCUGGGUGCGCUGAAGUUUUUGGAGAGGGAGGGUGGUGAUUUGAGGUUUAGUGCUGUUGCGCUUGCUGGGUCUAUGGACUAG
Molecule: messenger RNA, 747 nt
Organism: Fusarium mangiferae
Lineage: Eukaryota; Fungi; Ascomycota; Sordariomycetes; Hypocreales; Nectriaceae
Product: putative ubiquitin thiolesterase L3
Exons: 2
Coding region: 1-747 (248 amino acids)
Biological process (GO): ubiquitin-dependent protein catabolic process; protein deubiquitination
Cellular component (GO): cytoplasm
Molecular function (GO): cysteine-type deubiquitinase activity
Source: RefSeq, a predicted model, not a curated record